AUGAAUUUUCCUGGAGGACAAGAUACUUAUGAAAAGGAACAGGCUCCCAAAGUGUUAAAUGGAGGAUACUUUGCUUGUUACCCGACAAGUGAUGGUGUUUUAGAUGAUUUUGACAUGUCCUUAUUGGACGAGGAGUACACUGUGUCUCCUAUCAACAGUGUAGGCUACUCACCACCCACAUACCACUGCAACGACUCUUGGACAGCUGGAGACGCAACUGCUGUUUCACACUUUGCUACUCAGGCUACUGCUACAGAAGGCUGGUCUGCAGGAGGUCCUGCUGGAGGGUCAGACCAGCCCUUGUUUCCCUGGACAAAUGAUGGACAGACAGCAUCACUCACUGGACGGAAGCUGAAGGCUUAUGAGUUACCGCCCCAGAGUGAUCCCAAGUUGGAGAAGAAGAGACUACGAGCGAUAAAGGCCUUGAAGAACCGACUGAGGCGAAGCGAACAGGAAGAGAAUCAAUACAAGAAGCUGGACGCCCUUACACAAGAUGUGUCGCGACUCCGGAGUGAGAAGAUCACCAGGGAGCAGAAGGUAGCAGCCCUGCAGGUCUACCUCAGUCAGUUGGCGAUAUCUUCUCUUCCCCAACACACUGGUAAGUGUUAUAGUCUUACUCGUUUCUCCAACAGUGUCAUUCACCUAUAA
Molecule: messenger RNA, 648 nt
Organism: Cherax quadricarinatus
Lineage: Eukaryota; Metazoa; Arthropoda; Malacostraca; Decapoda; Parastacidae
Source: RefSeq, a predicted model, not a curated record